Molecule: messenger RNA, 2095 nt
Organism: Dacryopinax primogenitus
Lineage: Eukaryota; Fungi; Basidiomycota; Dacrymycetes; Dacrymycetales; Dacrymycetaceae
Exons: 2
Coding region: 72-1907 (611 amino acids)
Cellular component (GO): RNA polymerase II transcription regulator complex
Molecular function (GO): transcription cis-regulatory region binding; DNA-binding transcription activator activity, RNA polymerase II-specific
Source: RefSeq, a predicted model, not a curated record
UCCCCCAAGCACUUCGGCCCUGUUAACUCUUUUUUCUAAUCCCUCCAUAAACACCCUUCUACGUUCCCUCGAUGGCGUCGCAAACCCCCAUCUCCCCACUUUCUCUGCCAGUGGACUCCCCUAUCGAGAACCUUUUCGACUUCGACGCUUGCUCUGAACCCUCUGUUCCCGAGAUCAUACACUCAGAACCAUCUCCUCAGCUGAGCUCGGGUACUUCUGAACAGCUGAUCACACCAACGUUCUCGCCCAGCAACGCCCUCCCGCAGUUCAACCCAGUCAGCAGCGAUACACCGGAUCUCCCGUGGCUCGACGAGGUGCUCGCCAAGUACAGCUUUCCUGAUUUAGACGGUGGCUAUAGCAAUCUGUUGCUGGACGGUCUCGAUCCCCGUGUGCUGCAAAACGUGAAUCAUACCAAUAACCACGGUGGUAGGUGGCCCAACCAUAUGCCGUCACCAGCCCAGUCACAGGGGUCAGUCCCUGCUAUUGAUCCUCACCUGUUUUCGGCAGAAAUGCUCUCGCCAAACCUCCCUUCCUUCGGAGAUAUGGAAGAGAGUGAUGAGGAGGAAGAAGAGGAAGAGGAAGAGAAUAGAAGCUCUAAGAGCCGUUUGUCUGCGUCUAGGAGGGGUGUGCCGUCCGGUGGCAUCGAAAAGAAGGUUGCCACCUCCGGCAAAGGCAAGGAACUGAAAAAGGAGAAGAAGGAGAUGACGUUGGAGGAGUACAAGAAGUUGGAUCCUAAGUCGAAGCGUCAGGAGCGGAAUAAGCGUUCUGCUCAGAAGUUCCGUGAACGCCGUAAACAGUAUAUUUCUCAACUGGAGGGCACUGUGUCGGACAAGGAUCGCAUGCUCUCCGCCAUCCGUGACGAAUUGGCCUCCUACAAGAGAGAAAAUAGCGAACUUCGGAACGAGAUCGCAACACUUCGCUCGGCCGUACUCGAUGGUCGCGCAGCUGCAAGCAAACCUUUGUCAGCUCCACAGUCGGAGAAUGUUCUCGUUCGCCAGACGCCCACGCCAAUGCCCAUGGUGAAUCCCUACAAGGACAUAACCCCCAGCUCAAUGUUCUGGGGCGGCGCUUCCAUGAACGGUGGGAUCACUUCUGUUCAUACGACUCUCCUUCCAGAUCUCGCAUCCAACGGAAGUCUUUCGGCCACUCUCGCAGGUAAAAUGCCUCCAACCUCGUCCUUCAACAUCAAUCCUCUCCUCAAUUCACCCCCACCUCCUUCAACUAUCGUACGCGGAUUGGACCCAUUACCGAAUUCCUUCGAUUCCUUUGCAGAGGAGAAUGCAUUCAGUCUCAAAUCAAUCGAUACGUACCGCAUGCAUUUAUGGUCUCGCCUGGCGAAAGAAGCUGGUGCCGUGGAUGCUCAGCGCGAGCGAGACAAUCUGGACACAAAUCCGACCAUCUCCAGUCUCGCGAGUUCCCUUCGCCCAGCCUUCUUCUACGCGGAGGCACGGGACGAGUCCUCGAAGAAGGCUGUUACCAAGAAGGCACAAUUGCCCACUCCACCAUACUCGCCUGGUCCUGGUGCGACGGACGCCGAGAUGCGACAGGCAUUCUACGUUGCAACAUUGGCAUCUCAGACCCUUGUUUCCAAACUAGGUGCUGCUUUCUGGGAGGCAUUCUCCGAGCCGGCAGGACCCGCUUCAUCACUUCUGGACGCGGAGAAGGUGCGCGCAGUACUAGAAGGCAAAGCAGUGGUCCGCGUUGUCAAGGUGGAGGAGGAUCCUACAGAUUCUCUAAUUGAGAAAAUGAGCUGCAUGUCCCUGAAAGAUGCGACAAAGGAGGUGAAUCGCAAGAUCGGGCCUCGGUGUAUCAGACCGAAGGAUUGCGUUGCUUCGGUCCGUGGUGUUGGAGGGUUGUUCACACACGUGCAGUCUGUCUGGCGGGAAGCGCCGGCGAUGAGACGCUAGACACUUUCGCUGUGGUUUUAUUCUUCACUUCCACUUGGUGCGUCGGCGACAGCCGCGUCUGUGCCUUAAUACUGCAUCUCAUCAGGUUUGGCAAGGCCCUGCCAGCCCCACUCAUCCUCAUCGACUGCAUUUAUUGAUUGCUUAUCCUGCUGUAUUGUACUACCGAAUACUGCGCAAUGUUGACACCG